Papaver somniferum (opium poppy) is the source of this 588-nucleotide messenger RNA. RefSeq lists its product as uncharacterized. The coding region runs from base 1 to 588 and encodes 195 amino acids. Gene Ontology annotation, molecular function: nucleic acid binding; RNA-DNA hybrid ribonuclease activity. Lineage: Eukaryota; Viridiplantae; Streptophyta; Magnoliopsida; Ranunculales; Papaveraceae. The record is from RefSeq and is a predicted model, not a curated record. The transcript has a single exon.
AUGAAAGGUGUUAUGUGGGGAACUGAUUAUGAAAGACAUAUACUCCACUGCUUUCAAAUACAAUACAGUAAAGUGAAGAGAGUGAGAAUUAUUGAACUGUUAUUAUGUCUUCCAUCUGAUGAUGAAAUACUCAUGUGUUGUGAUGGUGCAUCUAGAGGUAACCCAGGCCUUGCUGGAUAUGGUUUUAUUUUUAGAAAUAACUCAGGUGAUUUUGUCUUUGCUGAAUAUGGAGGAUUAGGAAUAGUCACAAAUUAUAUUGAUGAAUUCAUAGCAAGUAUAAGAGCGUUGGAAUGGGAAGUGGAAAAUCAAUGGUUCAAAGUCAUUCUUCAGUCUGAUUCAAAAGAUUGUAUUACUUCACUGACAUCCCACCAAAUUCCUUGGUUCUUAAUAGCAAGAUGGCAAAGAAUUGUGGCUGGUAUGCUUUUAAUAUCUUACAGGCAUGUUUAUAGAGAGACUAACUUCUCUGCGGAUCAUUUUGCAAAGAAAGGUGUGCAUCUUCAAAAAGGUCAGACAUUGAACUACAAAGAUAGACCAGCUUGUCUUACUCGCAUGGAGACUCCUGAUCAGUCUUACUACAAAUUUGAUUAG